AUGGCUCCGAUUGACCCCAACCACGCUGCCUUUGGGCUUGACCAGCCUGCUUUCGACGACCAGGCCUUUCUCAAUGGUCUUGCCAAUCUUGAUGUCGAUGGACCUUUCAAUGCUUCCAAUGGCUUUAACUAUGAAGAAAACCCCGACCUUAUGAAAAGCUUCGACGAGUACUUCGCCAGUAUCCCUCUCGAUAACCUUGAUAUGCCUGGCCUUGACCAGCCCAUUUCAGCCACACCUGCCAACUGCUCUGCUCAGCCAGUGUCCAACAAUAUCCCUGCCCAUGCACCACACAUGCAGAUGACCUACGACCCUUCGAUUGGUGUUGCAUACACCCCGGAAGACACAGACGCCGACAAGAUCCGCAAGUGGGAGAACCUCAUCGCCCAGGCCAAUUUGGCGGAUGCUGGCGUGCCACCCUCCGCUCCUGAACCCAUUGCAGGAGAGACAGUUGAACAAGGCACCCAGGUUGCGGACUCGCCCAACUCGCUGUUUGACUCUCCUCGCUCGCCGUCCGUCGAGAUGAUUGGGACUCCCAGCCCCACUCCACCGACUCCCUCCCCUCCCCAACCUCCUGCAGCUACUAUGGCAACUUCCAACGCCGCACCGAAUGUGACUGCAAACACCACUCACUCCGUGCAGCUUCCGAGAGCGUUGACGAACCAGAAAGGCUAUGUGCAGCACGUCUCCCCAUUUGCUCCCGUUGCAACAAUUGCUCCUCCUACCUCAUCUACCGCAAAUUCUCGUGAGCUUGAGAACGCUAGAUUGCGGAUCCAGAGUCUUGCGAAGGAGCGUAGCUUCUACCAACGCAACCUACGCAAGGCAACCGCCAUCGACCCCAAGACGGGAAAGACAAGCCUACAGAAGUUGCAGGCAGAGAAUUUGAGCCUCCGCCGAACCAACGCCAACCAGGCGCGGAAGCUGCAGGAUAUGAACGAGGAAGUAAACAAGGAAAAGUCGAAGUUUGCUGCGCUUGGAGCACAGUACAAUGAGGUAGCGAAGCGCCUGCACAAGGCUAUGGUUGAGCUUCGUGAAUUGAAGGGUCAGUAG
Penicillium mononematosum is the source of this 1047-nucleotide messenger RNA. RefSeq lists its product as uncharacterized. The transcript is spliced from 2 exons. Lineage: Eukaryota; Fungi; Ascomycota; Eurotiomycetes; Eurotiales; Aspergillaceae. The record is from RefSeq and is a predicted model, not a curated record. The coding region runs from base 1 to 1047 and encodes 348 amino acids.